Ciona intestinalis (vase tunicate) is the source of this 6320-nucleotide messenger RNA. NCBI's taxonomy places the organism in Eukaryota, Metazoa, Chordata, Ascidiacea, Phlebobranchia, Cionidae. The record is from RefSeq and is a predicted model, not a curated record.
UUAAGAAGCACUUGUCGGCAUAUAAAUGCUUAAGAAUUAGGUUGUUGGAAUAUCUGAAACGAACGCAAAGCAGAAUUCUUGAUCUGGAAGAAAAAUAUCGAAGAAAACUGAAACGAAACAACCACAACUUUCGAAAAUGGAUUUGUCCAAUUUCCUUUUAGUGAUGGUCGUUAUGUUUUUGCAACAAACUUCAGUGAAUUGCGGCGCACUGACAAGGAGCGAUUUCGUCAAUAAGUUGACGAGGGAACGGAGAUCAGUCUCCGAGCAAUCUGUUCAAGUGAACGAAGACCUUGAAGCUGUCGUCUACACUCUUAACCGACCGGUCGGGGGAACUAGGAGAACACCUGGUUCUUUGCAGGAACUUUUUGCACAAUUCCGUAAAACCGGGACGUCUUUUACUGCCCCAGUGAUCCAAACCACCGGCGAAGUAAGAACUACUUCUUCUAGCAAUGAAACAGAAGGGACAGGGAACCCAGAAACUAGCAAUUCACCAGAUGUCGAAGCCGAAAUUCAAAGUGAAGAAAAUCAACAUGACGUCACCAUUUCGUCAUCAGUGGACGAGACGGCGCCAGGCGUAGACCCGAAUGACGUUGAGGAGAUCGCUCGUAAGCGCCACUAUGCGGCGAAGGACGGUUUCGCAAAAAUCAUCGACAUCAAUCAACGCGUUGGAGUUAGAGGGGUAAAGCAAGGAGACAUGCGCAUGAGCCUGAACCGUAACUCAGCAGGUGGAAGCGACAAGUGGCCCAAAACCAGAUCUGGUCCAAAUCGUGGCUUGGUUAGAAUUCCGUACAAGAUAUCAAGUCAAUACAACCGCACGCAAUUAGCCGUUAUUCGAUCUGCAAUGGCCACGUUUACAAGACACACAUGCCUUCGAUUUGUCCCAAGGCGCACUGAAGUCGCGUAUAUUUUUAUCAGCAACGGAAAAGGUUGCUGGGCAUACGUUGGUAAAACUGGCUACUCCUCACAAACUGUAUCGCUUGGAAUUCCCGGGUGCGUGGCUAAGGGUAUUGUCCUUCACGAGUUCAUGCAUGUUGCUGGCUUCCAACACGAACAUUCUAGAAGCGAUCGCAACCGAUACGUUCAAAUCCUAAGACAAAAUAUCCAAGGAGAUAUGACAAUGAAUUUCGAUCUUUACAACGAUACCGUUAACUACGUCGUGUACGACUACAACAGCGUUAUGCAUUACAGCAAAACUGCAUUCUCCAAACAAAUUUAUCUGCCGUCGAUUCAGGUUAUACCAAAGAGAAAACCGGAACCAAUUAUUGGACAGCGAGAACGUUUAAGUCCCUACGACAUCGAAGAAGUCAAAUAUCUUUACGAUUGUGGAGCAGGAACAUACCAACGAUGUGGAAGAGAUUUCUUCAACCUUGCAACUGGUUCGUUUAACAGUCCAAGUUACCCCAGCCCUUACCCAGCGGAAGCUCACUGUACAUGGAACAUUACCGUACGACCAGGACGUUUCGUGAACGUCACGUUCAAGGGAAUUGACAUCAGUGAUUCCCCGCUAUGUCAGAACGACGUUAUACUUAUCCACGAUGGGAAAAAUGCGGCUGCCCCCACUAUGAGGACAGUCUGUGGUACUCAAACUGGAGAUAUUUCUAUUGUCAGCACUGGCAGAAGCAUGUUCAUUAUGUUCUCGUCUGACCCAACGCGAGAUUCGAACCGGGGUUUCCGUGCAAUAUUCCGUGAAACGAGACUUCCUGGUAGAACUGCUCGAGCACUAGCUAUGCCAACCCUACCUCCGAUCACACACUCACUUGGGAGAUUCCAAUGCGAUUUCGACCAAGGUACUUGCGGUAUGACACAAGACACGCUCGACCAACUUGACUGGAUAAGAAGCCGAGGCCCGACGCCAAGCCGUAACACUGGGCCAUUUUUUGAUAACACAAAUGGACAAGGUUAUUUUAUGUUCGUGGAGUCGUCGCUACCCGCAGAGGCAGGAGAUAAUGCAAUUAUUCGGACGCCUUGGCUCAAUGGAGUCAACUUUUGCGUUACCUUCAGCUAUCAUAUGUACGGUGCUUACAUGGGCAGUCUGCGUUUAUAUGCACUUGAAAAGAGAACAACUGAUGGUUAUGGGCAUGAAGUGCUCUUGUGGGAAAAACACGGAAACCACGGUCGCAACUGGCUCACACAAGAAAUAAAUUACAACGCAGGAAAUAACGUUGAGUCCGUUCACUUCUACUGGGAGGUGUUUGUCUUCUACUACCAAUCUGACAUCGCAAUCGACGAUAUUGAUAUUUCACCUGGAACAUGUAGAUCAACACCGGUUGCUACGACCACUUCCCCUAGGUUGGUUGUAUGGACGACCAACCGAAGACCAACGACACCAACAACGACACCACCAACCACUGCAACAACAACCAGAGCAACCACAACUACAAGAUCUACCGUCCCCACCACAACGACCAGAAGAACCAUACCUACGACUCUACCACCAGUGGCUUAUGCAAGUAUUAACUGCACGUUUGACAAUGACUUAUGUGGGUGGACGCAAUCAAGAAGCGAUACUUUCGACUGGACGCAGAGACAGGGACCGACGCCAAGUCAUUCAACUGGGCCUACCAGCGACCACACAACUCAGAAUGGAAUGUACAUGUUUAUCGAAGCAUCAAGUCCAAGAAAACUCGGACACAAAGCACAACUCGUAUCCCCACUUAUUACGCCACAAACUCAUUGCUUGCAUAUGUUCUACCACAUGUAUGGGAGACAGAUCGGCACACUUACCGUUGCGCAAACGAUUGGUGGGGUCAGAACCAAUCUGAUUGAACUGACAGGAGAGAAAGGAAAUCUCUGGAAUUCACUUUCUGUUGAAAUUAACUCAGGAUCUGUGAGAAAAUCAAGCCGACGCAGCGACCGAGAGGAGCGACAAUUUAUUCGCAGCGACGAGAACACGAGAGAAAACCCGACUCAGGAUCCAGACUUAGACGUGGCUUCGACAAACACACAGCACGACUCGAUGGUUGUUGGGACAAGACAGACAGGCUUGUUGCAAGCACAUCCAGAUUUGAGGGUUAUCAUCGAAGGAACUACGGGCCGAGGAUACGCUGGUGAUAUUGCCAUAGAUGACGUUGUUAUUACUGACGGCCCAUGCGAUGCUACACCGAGCGUAGCCCCGGUCGUGCUCGCAAAUGAUUUCAAUUGUAACUUCGAUGUCGAUAUUUGCGAUAUGAUCCAGAACGGUGAUAACUUGGACAACUUUGAUUGGACGCGUAACAGUGGUCCAACGGGUAGCGCAGCAACCGGUCCAUCUACCGACCACACGACGGGCAACGAGCAGGGUUAUUACAUGUACAUUGAGUCGUCAUCACCUCGCAUGGGAAACCAGAUUGCUGAGUUGACCACCCCUAAAAUGACACCACAUCAAUACUGUGUGCGAUUUUUCUCUCACAUGUGGGGUUCGGCUACCGGAGCCAUGAGGGUAUUUUCUAUUGAAGAGUUGCCCGGAACAAGUUCUGAUUCACGGUUGAGACAACUUAAUGUUGUUGGCAACCAAGGAGACUCUUGGAUUGCACGCGAAUUUGACUUCGUGCACAACACCAACGCACUCAAUGUUAAAUUUGUCUUCCAAGGAAAAGUUGGUCCAAGUUUCACGAGCGAUAUAGCGAUGGAUGAUUUGACUAUUACACCGGGAACCUGUCAAGCUAGCUCUUCCACAACAGCUCCAACCACCACAACAACCAGAAGAACAACAACAACAACACGACCGACAACGACGACAACAACAACAACAACAAGACCAACAACAACAACCGCAACCACAAUAACACCAACGACGACAACAACUACAACAACUCAACCAACAACCACAACUAGAUUAACGAGAAGGUCAACCACAAGUUCAUCAACAACAACAACAACCACAACAGUAGCACCCACCACCACCACAACUACGACAACAGCACCAACUACAACCACAACCACGACUCCCCCACCCACUACAACAACUCCAACAACGACGACUACAACAACCACAACACCAGCCACUACGACAACUCUUGCUCCAGUGAAUAUUAUUCCUACAGACUUUGCGUGUGAUUUUGAUGCCUCAUUGGAUUGUGGGAUCACUCAAUCCACAACUGACGACUUUAACUGGAUUCGUCAUCGUGGUAAAACUUCUAGCGGAGGAACUGGUCCUUUGGCGGAUCAUACUUCUGGUACAACAUCAGGCUAUUAUAUGUACGUGGAAGGAAGCCGACCAAGACGCCGUAACCACGAAGCAAUCAUAUCAACUCCGUCUCUUGGAAUCUCCAAAGCAAAGCGAUGUGUGACUUUCUGGUACCACAUGUGGGGUAGUGGGAUGGGUACACUCGACGUUACAGCGGAGUUCGCAACACCGUCCAGGCCAAGUGUAAGAACGAAUGGAGGAGCGUUACCUACGAAUACAAGUUCUGUGUUCCGAAGACAAGGAAACCAAGAUCGUAAUUGGUUAUCUGCUCGUAUUACAUUGGAUCAACACCAGUCUUACAUGGGCGGAUCAGUGGUGUUGCAUUUCCGUGCAAUCCGUGGAGACACUUUCCAAACUGACUUGGCCAUCGACGACAUUUGUACAUCUGAAGGACCAUGCGACUCCAACAAUCGUUGCAACGCAGCUGGGAGGUUAAUCGCUACCACAACACGGGCAGUUGCAGCCACAACAACAACCACGACGCCUGCGACUACCACCACGGGUUCAACAACAACAGUAUCGACCACAUUCUUGGCUACAACGACUCUAGAUCCUUUACUUCGUCUAUGCGUCGGCAUGCCACUGUGCACUUUCGAAAGUCGUCAACCAAACAAUCAACGACCACGUACAGCUUCUGUAGCGCCACCACCUGGACGAGGAGCAUCACUUGAUCUUGGACCUCACGAUCCACAUGCACCAUAUGCUAAUGACCUGAUGUGCGGUUGGAAACAACUUGUACAACGAGAUCAAUUCAACUGGACAAGACACAGCGGUGCCACUGUCAGUAGAGGCACUGGUCCACCAGGAGAUCAUACGACUACUAGAGGUUAUUACAUGUACAUCGAGACUUCUAGUCCAAGAAAAAUGAACGACAAAGCAUUCUUGCAAACAUAUCUCAUGUUUGCCACUGACUAUUGUCUGGACAUCUAUUACAACAUGUAUGGGGUUUUUGCUGGAAGGUUAUCUGUACGUUCUGUUCAAAGGCUUACAAAUGGUAGAACCACCUUGUCGUAUUUGAAGAAUGUAGCUGGUAACCAGGGUACACGGUGGAAGAACAUGAAAGUUCAAUACAGGCCGCCACGUAACGCAAGGGAAGUAGCUUUCAGAUUGGAAGGUGUCGUUGGAAAGGAUUACAGAGGCGAUAUUGCAAUUGAUGAUAUUGCCAUACACCCAGGACGAUGCGAUGCAUGUGCCCGACCAAGUCACUCGUUUACCAACAACUUAAACCAGCAACAAUCUUUCUCCACCGGCUGUGCACAUGCCAGGUUGUUUUAUGUGCGCUGCUGCAGUCUCACCCAAGAAAAGGUGGUGUAUAGACGAGUUGAUAACUGUGACCAAGAUAUGUUUAGCCCUCCGCGAUUAAACUGGUUUUGCAACAACAUGUAAGCUCUAGCGAAACUGUAGAAAAAGGUGCACUUGCCGUUGAUCCGUGGAAGCUCGGCCCUGCUACGGCUAGAGCGAUCGAACGAACUUGAAACAAGAAACCAAACGGCAGAGCGGGCAAGCAGAAUGUAUCGCAUACCUCGUCAAUUUUUCCUUUUUUUCUUAUGCUGCUAACCGCUCGUGGCAAUCUACUUCUACGAAGCUGUUUGUUUCCACGGCGCGGUAUAGAGUUCAACUAUGUUUUAUUUGCGAUACUCUAGCACUAAACUAGCACAUACUGAGCUUACACACUCGCACUACAAAUUUAGUUUCAUUUACUGUGACUUUAUUUAUUGUUAUAGUAAAAGUUUCAAAACUGAACUGCACAAUUGUAAUUUAAAUAACUGAACAAUUGCACUUUGUCAGCAUUCGUUUUAACACCAAUCCAUAGAAAACUUGCCCUCUUUCGUGUUAGCAACAGUUUACUGUGUACAAUCUAAUUUACAAAUGUGCAUCAGCCGUAUUGCAUGCGAUUUUUCAGGUCUGACACUAAUUAUUAAUAUUAUUAUUUAUAACGUUUUUGUUCCACAUUGUUGUAUUUUUAGUGACUUUCAGAUUUUUUUUAUUUAUUGUUUACUUGUUCCAAAUUUAUCGCUUUUCUUUUGCAAAAGCAAUAUGCACUUUUGGUAGGACUAUUUUAUGUUGUAUUGCAUUGCAGUUCGUUUUAUAUUGUAGGCCUAUUGCAGUUUGACGUUUUUUGGUGAGACACAUUCUUAUCUCGAAUAAAAACGAC